UUUUAAGAGGCCCAUGUACUAAACAGAAUAAGCCCAAUCUUUAAUAUCUUCCUUGAGCAGCGCCGCUUCUUCCUCUUCUUCUCUUUCUUCACGCCUUCGCACGCUGCGCCAUCUUUUCCGAUCUUCGAACCGCUCCAACUCGGCGGAGGCUUAGUGGCGCGCCGAGGAAGGAUGGUGGUUGUUUUGGCUUCAUCCACGGAUGCUAGUGGUGGGAUUGGAUGCUGGGACCUUAACACAGGUUCUGAGCAGAUCCGCUACAAAUCAUUUUCUUCCCCUUCUCAUGGACUUGUCUCUGUUGGUGAUCGUUUCCUUGCAUCUUCUCAGCUUCGAGAUGCAUCAACUUCCUCUGCUUCCGUUUUCUUCUGGUCCUGGUCCAAGCCUCAAGUUGAAGUUAAGAGCUUUCCUUCUGAACCUAUCACGCCUCUUGCUUCUAAUCACAGUGGCACUUAUCUAGUUGGUGGAGGUUUGUCUGGUGAAAUAUACUUGUGGGAGGUUGAAACCGGCAGAUUGCUUAAGAAGUGGCAUGGUCAUAAUACGGCUGUUACUUGCCUGGUAUUUUCUGAAGAUGACUCACUUCUAAUAUCUGGUUUUAAAAAUGGAAGCGUACGAGUUUGGUCUCUCUUAAUGAUAUUUGAUGAUGUGAGAAGACGGGAAGCAAGCAAGAUUUAUGAGUAUAGUUUUUCAGACCACACUUUGUGUGUAAAUGAUGUUGUGAUCGGUUAUGGAGGAUGCAAUGCAAUUAUAGCUUCAGCGUCAGAUGAUCGGACGUGUAAGGUAUGGACCUUAUCUAAUGGAAUGCUACAAAGAAAUAUAGUGUUCCCUUCAAAAAUUAAAGCCAUUGCAUUGGAUCCUGCUGAACAUGUUCUCUAUGCUGGCAGUGAAGAUGGAAAAAUAUUUGUCGCUGCACUUAACACCACAAGAAUCACUACUAAUGAUCAAGUUUCAUAUAUCACUGGUUCAUUUUCUAACCACAGCAAGGCAGUUACUUGCUUAGCAUAUAGUGCCGCCGAGAAUUUUUUAAUAUCUGGAUCUGAUGAUGGAAUUGUUCGAGUUUGGAAUGCCAGUACUCAUAACAUCAUCCGUGUCUUUAAACAUGCUAAAGGACCAAUAACUAAUAUUCUUGUUCUUAGACAAGAAAAUGACUUGAGUAAUCCCAUGUCCUCUAAUUUACAAGGAACCUCAAAAAAGAAGGGAGCUCAAUUUCCUCCUCUGGAAAAGUAUGCGAAUUCAAUGGAUGAAGACUCAGAUAAAACGACUAUUGUCAGUCUUGGUGGUGGCAAUAUAUGCAUGGAUGUUUCAUACCUUAGUUCUCAAGUGAUUUCUAGUUACAGUAAAGAACUUCAGAGUCAAGGUUCAGCUGCUGCUUCUGAAAUGGAGAUAGAGAAACUAAAGCGUGAUUGCCAAAAGUCGGUACAAAUGGUUAACAAAUGGAAAAAAAUGUAUGAAAACUUGCAUCAAUUUUGUGUAAAGGAGAUGCUAGAUGGAAAUGAGAAAUAAGACAUGUUCUAGUCAGGAACGUUUUUAAAUCUUCCGGGGUACCCUAAGUGGGAUUUCAACCUACGACCAAUUGGUUAACAUCCGAGCUCCUUGAUUAUCUUGAUACACUAGAAAGAGAAUUACCAGAUACGAAUACAAAUACAAUUGGUGUAUUUAUCUCUAGCUCUAGCAUCACAAGGUUCCCUUCUGCAGUUUGUUUUGCUUCCUCUUAUUAUCAGUAAUUUUUUGGGUACCUAUACUCUGCUACAUUGUUUAUUAGCCUCUCUGCCUUUGAGUCUUACUUUGAAAAUCUUCAUCCCUUUUGUUAGGAGUAUUAUGUAAACCACGUCUUCACAUAAAAUCUUAAGACAUUGAAUAUCUGAGCACAUUUAGUUUAUUCUUAGUCGACAUUGGACUACCUACUCACUUGUAUUUCAAAUCCUUACUCUUUUCUCUUCGCCAAAAGAGCAAGUUUGAGUAGCAUUGUAAUCUUUUCGGAUUUAAAUUUGAUA
Molecule: messenger RNA, 1988 nt
Organism: Medicago truncatula (barrel medic)
Lineage: Eukaryota; Viridiplantae; Streptophyta; Magnoliopsida; Fabales; Fabaceae
Product: protein ROOT INITIATION DEFECTIVE 3
Exons: 8
Coding region: 172-1497 (441 amino acids)
Biological process (GO): DNA-templated DNA replication; rRNA processing
Cellular component (GO): rixosome complex; nuclear pre-replicative complex
Molecular function (GO): protein binding
Source: RefSeq, a predicted model, not a curated record